Rhodamnia argentea is the source of this 2005-nucleotide messenger RNA. Its product is annotated as CTD small phosphatase-like protein 2-A. Gene Ontology annotation, molecular function: phosphoprotein phosphatase activity. The transcript has 7 exons. The record is from RefSeq and is a predicted model, not a curated record. NCBI's taxonomy places the organism in Eukaryota, Viridiplantae, Streptophyta, Magnoliopsida, Myrtales, Myrtaceae. The coding region runs from base 219 to 1661 and encodes 480 amino acids.
CCCUCUCUCUCUUCCGAUAUAAGGCUUGCUCGUGCUAGCUCUUCACCUCUUCGGACCCAUCUCGGUCCUCUCCUCUCUCUUCCUGAAUCGCACGUCGAGAGAGGGAGGGGGAGAGAGAGAAGGGGAGGUGGUGAAUGAAUUGAGCUGAUUUACUUCGAGGUUGUUUUCCUUGGAUAUGCUCUGAAUUGGUGUUCAUCCUAUUCAACAGCUGAGGAUCAAUGCCGGCUCUACAAAUGAAGGCCAAAGCCAUCACGAGUUGUGAGAAAGAUGGAUACCUGCAUAGGUUCUGUCAGGAAUCAAGUAAAAUUUCUAAAAAGAAGAGCUCUUUUUUGUGGAAAUCCCAUGAGGCGGUAGAAGCGGAGAUGAUCGAAUGUCAAAGUGGAGCGAUAUCAGAAGAAACCAGAAUGGAUAAAGCCAUUCAUUCUGAAAAGGACAGCAAGCAGGACAUCUUUGUGGCUCAAGAACGAUUGUCAUUCUCUGAAGAUCUAACCUCUCCAAUAGUUCAGGACUUGUCACACGCUCCAUGUCCUUCACCCUUGGAAAGAGUGUCCUCUAUCCCUGUAGAGUCCAGGGUCACUGACUGCGACUCAAGUGUUUCUGAUGAUAUAGGGAGGGAAGAUUGUCCUAUGAAGAAGCCAGUAGAAAUCAACUCUGAUAAUACCAGGAGCAUUAAUUGCUCUGGUCAUCUAUCUUCACAUGAUUUGGAUCUACACUUCUUGGAUGACGUUGAUGGUAACACUAGGAAAGACGGUGACGGGACAAUGGCAUUAGAUGAUAUUAUGAAGAGUAGCCUUGUUCAGCAACUCGAAUGGACUGAAUCCAAUAUGCUUGUUGAUAUGACCGGGAAUUGCGUCAUGUUGCCCUUUCCAUUACCGGAAGAAACAGUAAAUACAUCUUUUUUCCAAGGACAGACAUUAAGUGACGAGCUCUUGAUGAAUUCAGAGAGUGCAAUAUUUAAUAUGGUGACCCAUCAUUCAAAAAUUUGUGAUCAAGCCCUUGCUAACUGCAGACCUGCUGAUUCAGUUGAAAUGGACUCCUUUGAUCCCAUCUUGUUUAUUAGAAAUUUUCUUGACCUAUCUGAUCUGGAAGCUAACUCCCUGCCAGCACUACUGCCCGAAGAAACGAUAAGAGGGAAGCACAUAACCUUAGUUCUUGAUCUGGACGAAACUCUUGUCCACUCUACUUUGGAACCGUGUGAUAAUGCAGAUUUCACGAUACAAGUUUCCUUGAACAUGGAACAGCACACUUUUUAUGUUCGUCAGAGGCCUUUUCUCAAGACAUUCUUGGAAAGGGUGUCGGAGAUGUUUGAGAUUGUUCUGUUUACAGCCAGUCAGAGAUUUUAUGCUGAACAGCUUCUCGAUCGCCUGGAUCCUGAUAGGAAGUUCUUCUCUCGUCGCGAAUAUCGCGAAACAUGCAUACUAUCAGAUGGUAUUUUCACUAAAGAUCUGACGGUCUUGGGAGUUGAUCUGGCGAAAGUUGCUAUAGUUGACAACUCUCCCCAGGUAUUCCGGUGGCAAGUGAAUAACGGGAUCCCGAUCAUGAGUUGGUUCAACGAUCCAUUGGACUGUGAGCUGAUUGCGCUACUGCCCUUCUUGGAGACUCUGGUUGAGGCGGAAGAUGUUCGUCCUAUCAUUGCAAAGAGAUUUGGCGGUAAAGAGUAGUUUGUCGCGUACGAGAGUCCGGCUAAUCGAAACAGUAGCUCUGGGGCUCCUAACAAAGGAAGGCUCGGAAGAAUCUUGAGUUUUGACUUAUGCUAGCAUUGGCUUUUCAGCAAUAAUUGGCAAUUAGACUUGUGAUCAGGUUUUUCUCUAUUUUUCUUUAUCGGGGUGGCUCGCGGGGCUGGUUAACUAUAGCCGUAGUUAUCAUUUGAUUGGGAAGUCAGAAGCCUUGUGUAAAUCGUAGUUGCUGCUUGUUAGGUUGUCCAAGGUGUAUAUAAUUUUUGACUGGCAGUACGGUUCUACCCACUUGUGUAUAUCCAUCCAAGUUACAGGAUUUUGUUCUUCUU